Messenger RNA from Gilbertella persicaria, 2507 nucleotides. Its product is annotated as P-loop containing nucleoside triphosphate hydrolase protein. Gene Ontology annotation, biological process: transcription initiation at RNA polymerase II promoter; nucleotide-excision repair. Lineage: Eukaryota; Fungi; Mucoromycota; Mucoromycetes; Mucorales; Choanephoraceae. Gene Ontology annotation, molecular function: DNA binding; 3'-5' DNA helicase activity; ATP binding. The record is from RefSeq and is a predicted model, not a curated record. The annotation marks the transcript as partial. The transcript is spliced from 8 exons. Gene Ontology annotation, cellular component: transcription preinitiation complex; transcription factor TFIIH holo complex; nucleotide-excision repair factor 3 complex.
UCAUGAGUAGUAAGAGAAAAGCCGAUGAAACCUUUAGUGAUGACGAUGACGAUAUUCAAUUAGACGAUACUUUACAAUCAAAGUUAUAUGUACCCAAAAAUGCCAACCUUGAGAUCCACUCUUUAAAAAACGAAGCAGUUCUUGAAUCCAAAAACGACUUUAUUUCACAUAUUUUUGGCAAAGAAGACUAUACAUAUCUUCCAUUAAAGCAAGACCACGCUUCAAGACCUUUAUGGAUCAGUCCUGAAGAUGGUCAUAUUAUUCUUGAAGGCUUUUCGCCUAUUGCUGAGCAAGCACAAGACUUUCUUGUGGCUAUUAGUGAACCUGUUAGCAGACCUGCCCAUAUUCAUGAAUACAAAUUGACACCUUAUUCAUUAUAUGCUGCUGUAUCUGUAGGUUUAGAGACAGAAGAUAUCAUUGAAGUCUUGAAUCGUCUCUGUAAAGUCCCUGUGCCUGAUUCCAUUACUCAGUUUAUUCGUCAAUGUACUUUAUCGUAUGGUAAAGUCAAGUUAGUCUUGAAGCACAAUCGUUAUUUCGUUGAAUCUUCGCAUCCAGAAACACUCCAAAUGUUACUCAAAGACGCCAUUAUAUCUUCAGGUCGUAUUGUACGUGAUGAAAAUGACCAAGUUAUUAGUGCACCACCAGGUUCUGCUGUCCUGUUAGUCAAUCAAAAGCCGACAGGCAAAGAUUUGACUAUCCCAGGCGUGACGAAUAAACCCAAGAUAACAGGUGAAGAAGGAGAGAAACCAAAAGAGUUAACAGCAGAAGAAAUUGAGAGAAAAAAAGAAGAAGAAAAGUACUUUGGUGCUGUUGUAGGCAUUGAUAAAGAAGACGAAGAUGACGAUGAUAUUGGAGGUGAACAAGUCCAUUCAUUUGAAAUUGCUGCAGAGCAUGUUGAAAACAUCAAAAAAAGAUGUAAUGAUAUUGAUUAUCCUAUGCUGGAAGAAUAUGAUUUCCGUAAUGAUACUGUGAAUGCUAAUCUUGAGAUUGAUUUGAAGCCAACAACUACCAUUCGUCCCUAUCAAGAAAAGAGUCUGUCUAAAAUGUUUGGUAAUGGUCGUGCUCGAUCUGGUAUUAUUGUGUUGCCUUGUGGUGCUGGUAAAACACUGGUUGGUAUCACUGCAGCAUGUACGAUCAAAAAGAGUUGCUUAGUCUUGUGUACUUCUUCGGUAUCUGUCAUGCAAUGGAAACAACAAUUCUUACAAUGGAGUAGUAUCAAAGAAAACCAAGUGGCCGUAUUUACUUCAGACUGUAAAGAAAAAUUCUCGGGUGCCUCUGGUAUUGUGAUCUCUACUUAUUCUAUGGUGGCCAACAAGCGUAAGCGUUCUUAUGAUGCUCAGAAAAUGAUGGAGUUUCUUGAAUCCCGUGAAUGGGGGUUCUUGUUACUGGAUGAAGUCCAUGUGGUGCCUGCCAACAUGUUUCGUACAGUAGUAACGACCAUUGCUGCUCAUGCUAAACUAGGUUUGACAGCUACAUUGGUCCGUGAAGAUGAAAAGAUUGAUGAUUUGAACUUUUUGAUUGGUCCUAAACUGUAUGAAGCCAAUUGGAUGGAUUUAGCCAGUCGUGGUCAUAUUGCCAAUGUACAGUGUGCUGAAGUAUGGUGUCCAAUGACACCUGAAUUCUACAAAGAAUAUCUCUAUGAAAACUCGCGUAAACGUACCUUGUUGUAUGUCAUGAACCCCAAGAAGUUCCAAGCUUGUCAAUACUUGAUUGGGUACCAUGAACAACGUGGUGACAAAAUCAUUGUGUUUUCUGAUAAUGUGUAUGCAUUGAUUGAAUACGCAAAAAAAUUAGGUAAACCCUAUAUUUAUGGUGGUACAGGCCAACAAGAACGUAUGCGUAUCUUGCAGAACUUUCAAUACAAUCCUGCUGUCAAUACGAUCUUUUUAUCCAAAGUGGGUGAUACCAGUAUUGAUUUACCUGAAGCCACUUGUUUGAUUCAAAUCUCAUCCCAUUAUGGUUCCAGACGUCAAGAAGCACAACGUUUAGGUCGUAUUUUGAGAGCCAAAAGACGUAAUGAUGAAGGCUUCAAUGCUUUCUUUUAUUCACUUGUUUCUCGUGAUACGCAAGAAAUGUAUUAUUCUACUAAACGUCAACAGUUCUUGAUUGAUCAAGGUUAUGCUUUCAAAGUCAUUACUAACCUAGAAGGCAUGGACAGUGAUCCUAAUAUUGUGUUUAGAACACAUCAAGAACAAAUGGAUUUGUUAAAGGCAGUGUUGUUAACCAACGAUACGGAUUUAGGUGAUGAAGAAUUGAUCAAUGUGGAUGAUGUUGGCAAAAUCACCGACAGAAAAGCAGCAGCCAAGAACCGUACUUCAGGUCUUGUGAAGAGACAAGUCACUACAUCUCGUACAUUGGCCGGUGGUGAUAAUAUGGCGUAUCUUGAGUACAAUCGUAAUGCUGGAGGACAAUUUGCUGGCCGGGGAAGAGGCAACAGUGCUCCUCAAAAAGAACAUCAUCAGUUGUUUAAGAAGUUUAUGGGUAGAAAAUAAUAAAUAUGUUCAUUG